This is a messenger RNA of Penicillium coprophilum, 2190 nucleotides long. RefSeq lists its product as uncharacterized. The transcript has 3 exons. NCBI's taxonomy places the organism in Eukaryota, Fungi, Ascomycota, Eurotiomycetes, Eurotiales, Aspergillaceae. The coding region runs from base 1 to 2190 and encodes 729 amino acids. The record is from RefSeq and is a predicted model, not a curated record.
AUGGGUAGAUCGUCACCUCCAUUCCUUUAUGAGAGUCCGGCCGCCUACAGUUUUAGAGGUCCCACCGACCGCGGGUUCAACCCAAGGGCCGCGACGGAAGCGAGCUGGACUCGCCCAGCAGACAAACCCAAGCAAAAAGGACCGCUGGUGGAGUUGAACCGGCACCCUGACACGUGGGGUUUUUUUAAUACGGCCAGCUCAUUCACACCGAUGAGCUACAAAACAAAGGAUCGGGUCAAGUAUGCACGAUCAAGUCAACUCGCACUCAGAGUGCUCACUCUUCUUGGGGCUCUUGGGUCCCUGUUCUGCUCAAUCGUUAUUAAGGGAGCUGCAACGACCGUCAUCUGGAUCAUUCGCGCUGGCCCCAUAGUCGCAAUUCUUCACACGAUAUAUGGAAUCUACCAUAAUUCUCGAUCUGCCCUUACCCGGCCCGCAGGCUCUCAAGCCAGCUAUGGGUUAUUUGCUUCCACUCUCGACUUUGGACUCAUCCCCUUCUACGUGUUCACUGCAUAUAUGGCGUAUGGAGAAUGGAACUCUAAUGCAUACCACUGGAAAACUCUCUUCAACAACAGCGACAUGACUGUAAAAAUUUCUGAGACCACCUUUAUCCUAGCUAUCGCAAAUGGCAGCUUGCACCUCAUUUCCCUUGCCAUAUCGAUUUUCUUGGCCAUCACCUUCCGAAAGAUUUCCCGCCUACCACCUGACAUGAAUCCACUGGAAGAUAAUCUGACUGCACGUCCCCGUAAGAGCCGUAAGGAGUCACAAAUGGAGGAGAAACAUCUCAGCCAAUCCACCCUGGAUUCUGGCUUCGAGAAUCCCCUCAUUGGAUCUCCUCGCACCGUGCCAUUCAUGCAUACACGUGAACGGUCUUCUGGUGGUGAUUCCAACCGUGGAUCGAUGGGUAUGCUCGACGAGCAGCGGCAGUCACAUCCUUCUUUUUAUCAGCACCGCCUAUCCCACUUGGAGUCCCCAACGGAACCCAACAUGGAUCCCUCUAGCCCUGAGGCUUUAUUCCAACAAACCGCUAAUCAGCCCUAUGACUUUACAUCCCAGACACCUACCCCGGAAUAUCGAAAAGUUGCCUCGCAUGCUCCUGAAAUCGUCGAUGCUACUGCUCAGAUGCGUCAUCUGUCAUCACGUACUGCUGAUCGAUCGGAAACUGUCAGCCCAGUGUCGGAUAACUGGGUCGCAUACUCUGAACAGUCUCUAUCGCCAAUGAGCGAGGCGCAGAACGGGGACGAGAACGCUCUCCGUCAGUCCUCCUCUGUAUACAGCCGCCAAACCACCAAGACCACCACGUCCAACGGUAGUGGCAUUCGAGACUGGUUUGCUUAUGGUUCCAAGCCGGGGCCAAGUAUUGGCAGUGUCAUCCCAGAAGAUGUACGUGGGGAAUAUGCGUCGCUCACUAUGAAUGAAUUCUAUGGGCUCGAUGAUGGUCACCGUGAACAAGAUGUUGGUGAUCAGCGCAUGGACAUAUUCCCAGACCCAGAAGACCACAGAGACGAUAUUGAUGACGAGCGUAAUGGCACUAUUCCGUUUAACCCGCUCAUGCUUAACCCACCAACCCCGCAACCUAUUUUGACCGAAAAGCCCGAGAACACCGACCCCGUUCGGCGGGUUGCCCUGGGCGAUAGCCCCAAUCUAUCGUACAAUCCACUGGCACAGCCAGUGUCUAUUCCACACGAGAGCCCCAAACAAUCUUCGCCCAAGACCCGAUUCUACGGCGAGCUUGAUGUAGAUGGCAAGCCUGGAUUGGCCGCAUCUCGCGAAUCAAGUCUUCAGGUGGUCCGUAAGCCCACCAAGCUUCAGAAGAAACGCAAGAACAAGCUCUCCGCUUAUGAGUCCCUCAAGAAGAAUGACAGCGACGAGAGAAAUACAUAUCUCUCAGCCAGGAAGCCUGCCUCGCCUCGCGCCACCGAAAGUGACCGCAAGGGCCGUGUCGUGAGCAACACCGGUGCAGACACUACCAGGGCUGGCGCAACAGCCGGGGCUGGUGCACCAUUAUCGUCAUACGGAAGUUACAUCGCUGGUUUGGGCGUUGGACGCCGCCGCGAUGUGAGCGGCAAGGUUGCCGAAGAAGGGCGCAGCGAUAACGUCCUGCUUGAUAAGCCUAGCCACGAUCAGAGCGGGCAGACUGCCAGCUCCUCGCCGAAUCGGGCUGCAGGAUGGGCUCGGUUUGCUGGACUUUGA